Trichosporon asahii var. asahii CBS 2479 is the source of this 1272-nucleotide messenger RNA. Its product is annotated as isovaleryl-CoA dehydrogenase 2, precursor. The record is from RefSeq and is a predicted model, not a curated record. Bases 1 to 1272 code for a protein of 423 amino acids. Gene Ontology annotation, molecular function: 3-methylbutanoyl-CoA dehydrogenase activity; flavin adenine dinucleotide binding. Gene Ontology annotation, biological process: L-leucine catabolic process. The transcript has 2 exons. NCBI's taxonomy places the organism in Eukaryota, Fungi, Basidiomycota, Tremellomycetes, Trichosporonales, Trichosporonaceae.
AUGCUCCGCAUCACUGCUUUCCGUGUCGCCGCGCGUGCGCCCCGCACCUCUCUGCGCUCCGUGCGCACCUUUACCGGCUACAACGGCCCCGUCGCCGGCCUGACGCCGCAGCAGGAGGAGUUCCGCGACGCCGUCCACGCCUUUGCGCAGAAGGAGAUUGCGCCCCGCGCCGCCGAGAUCGACAAGACGAACGAGAUGCCCGAGGACAUUUUCCCCAAGUUUGGCGAGAUGGGACUUCUCGGCGUGACGGUGCCGGAGAAGUGGGGCGGACUGGGGCUGGGCUACCUCGAGCACACGAUUGCGAUGGAGGAGAUCUCGCGCGCGUCUGCGUCGAUCGGUCUCUCGUACGGCGCGCACUCGAACCUGAUGGUGAACCAGCUCGUGCGCAACGGAAACGAGGCCCAGAUCGAGAAGUACCUCCCCAAGCUGCUCACGGGCGAGCACAUUGGUUCGCUGGCCAUGUCUGAGCCGAACGCCGGCUCGGACGUUGUCUCGAUGAAGACCCGCGCCGACCCGCAGGAGGACGGAAGCUACCUCCUCAACGGGUCCAAGUGCUGGAUCACCAACUCGCCGCACGCGUCGACCUUCCUCAUCUACGCCAAGAGCGACACCAACGUCGCCCCCUCCAAGGGCAUCACGGCCUUCCUGGUCCAGAGGGACUGGGAGGGCUUCUCCGUCGGCGAGAAGCUCGACAAGUUCGGCAUGCGCGGCUCGCCCACUGCCGAGCUCUUCUUCGACAACGUCCGCAUCCCUGCCGAGAACGUCCUCCGCGGCCCGGGCACGGGUGCCGCCGUUCUGAUGAGUGGGCUCGACUAUGAGCGCCUCGUCCUCUCCGGCGGCCCGCUCGGUAUCAUGCAGGCCGCCCUCGACAUGACGCUCGAGUACACGCAUGACCGUCAGCAGUUCGGCCGCCCCAUCGCCGAGUUUGAGCUCAUGCAGGGCAAGAUUGCCGACAUGUACACCAAGCUCUCGGCCUCGCGUGCAUACGUGUAUGCCGUCGCGCGCGCCGCCGACGCAGGCAAGGUGUCCCGCGAGGACUGCGCCUGCGCCAUCCUCUACGCCUCGGACCGGGCCGUCGAGGUCGCCAUGGACGCCCAGCAGUGCUUCGGAGGAAACGGAUACAUCAACGAGUACGAGGUCGGCCGCCUCCUCCGCGACUCGAGGCUGUACACUGUUGGCGCGGGCACGCAGGAGAUCCGCCGCAUGCUCAUCGGACGCAUGUUCAAUGAGGCGUUCAAGAAGGGCCUUGACCGUCUCCCUGGCUCGGCUUAG